UUUCCUGGUGGUUCCCUGCUGCGUUUUUUCCUCCUUUGCCUCUUGGCCUCCCUGCUCAGCACAGCCCUGGGGGUUUUGCUGCUGGCCCUGCUGGGGAAUAAAAGCGGGGAAUGGAAAGGGGAAUCAACAACAGAAACAACAAAUUCUGGGCAAGGGGAGGGGAAAUUUAAAUUUGUGCAUAGGUUGGAGAAUGCUAAGGUUUUUAAAUACCCAGGAGGAGAAAUCCAGUGGGCUCGGUUCCGCCGCGAUCGCCGCGAGUACGAAAAUUCCGAGGCCGAGGAAUUCGGGCGCAGUUUGAAUUUUUAUGGCUCCCAAAUCACCGUGGGAACCCUGAGGAUCUGGAGCCAGGGACUCAGAGCUCCUCACUGGCAUUUUAAUGCCAAUGAACAUGGCUAUGUGGUCAAGGGCGAGGCGUGGAUCGGCGUGCUCGGCCCCGACGGCGCCGCCGCCGUCACCUUUAACGCCACGCGGGGCGCCGUCGUUUUCUUCCCCCGCGGCGCCGUGCACUGGGUGAGGAACGUGGGGCCCUCCGAGCUCCUCCUGCUCCUCUUCUUCUCCACCCACCAUGAGCUGCUCACGCUCGACCUCGACGACGCGUUCUACGGCACCCCCGAGGACGUGGCCGCCAGGGCCCUGAAGCCCCAGGGAGGAGUGAAAUUCAUCAGAACAUUCCAGAAACCCCGAGAGGACCAAGCAAUCAACCUCCCCAAAAACCUUGGCCAGCUGAUCCACAAUCCCAGUUACCCCCAGUCCCCGGAUGCCCAAGUUUGGAUUUUUUAUGAUCUACCAGCAUCCAAGGAAUUCCCAUUCCCAGGAGGAAUUUUUAAGUGGGCAAGGUUCAGGAAAAAUGGGACAGGACUGACAGAAAAUGAGAAAAUUUUCAGUGAAUCCUUGCAUGAGCAUGAAAAUUCUCUCACUUUGGGCACCCUGAGGAUUUUCAGCAACAAUUUGGGGGUUCCUCAUUUCCACUCCAACGCCAACGAGGUGGGGGUGGUGCUCAGCGGUUGUGGCCAGGCAGGACUGAUCCUCCCCACUGGAAAUUCUGAAUUUCCCAUCGGCGUUGGCGACGUCGUUUUCUUCCCCCUGGGCUCCCAGCACUUUGUGCAGAGUUUCUGCCAGGAGGAUUUGCUGCUCUUGGUGGCUUACAGCACGGGAGAUCAGCUGGAGACGCUGAGGAUGAAUCAAUAUUUCCACAGCACCGCCGAUCACAUCCUGGCUCAGCUUUUCCACAAGGAUCAGCUGGAAUUCCAGAAAAUUCCAAAAUAAUUUUAAAUUUUAAUUUAUAUUUUCAA
Molecule: messenger RNA, 1292 nt
Organism: Catharus ustulatus (Swainson's thrush)
Lineage: Eukaryota; Metazoa; Chordata; Aves; Passeriformes; Turdidae
Biological process (GO): activation of protein kinase B activity
Cellular component (GO): Golgi apparatus; plasma membrane
Source: RefSeq, a predicted model, not a curated record